This is a messenger RNA of Erythranthe guttata (spotted monkey flower), 664 nucleotides long. NCBI's taxonomy places the organism in Eukaryota, Viridiplantae, Streptophyta, Magnoliopsida, Lamiales, Phrymaceae. The record is from RefSeq and is a predicted model, not a curated record.
AUUGAUUGAUUGAUUGGUUGAUAUGCAGGUACUUGGUAAGGUUCAAAGCAAGAAAUGGGAGACGAUUAUUAAACAUGCUGAAACAUGUAUUUUAGAUGACAAGAAAUACGUUUAUCGGAGUGCACAAGGAACGGGGUUGUUGUUCAACUCCAUCUACAAGGUUAUUGGUGUCACUUUCGAUGCUCACAAUUUCCUUUUGACCGAUAAUCUCAACGUGUAUCAAAAGAGAAUGGUGGAAGAUCUGAAGCAGCACGCUUAUAAAAACUCAAACGAAAUUGAGAUUUUUGACCCGAUACCAAUUACAACUUACCCUAUGCUUUUCGGCAAUGCAAAUUUCCAUGUCGAACAAGAUCAAUUAGGACUGCAGAUGAACCCUAUUCAUACAACAACUUCAUCGACUCGUAGUUCGUUUGAGUUGGGUGAGAGUUCGCAAAUGCAAGGGCUAAGUCCAACGUUUACAAACAGUAAUAAUUUUGGGAUGAGUAUUGAUUCUCCUAGAGGAUUCUUCGUCGAAGAACACACUAAUUGGGAAGCUUCCGGAGGCAACUACUACACGGAAUCUCAACUAUCAACUAAGGAGCUCGAUUUCACCGUCCAUAACAAUUUUAAGGUAAUAGACUCUAUCACCAUGGAAUUCCGGGCAAUCAUCAAAUUAUUUUUUUAA